UCUCCUCGGGGGGCAGUGGAGGUGGGGCGAAGCGGGGUGCGGCGAAGCCGCCCAGGCUUCUUCCUGGGCCUCGGUCACCGCCCCGCCACCCGCACUUCCUGGUGGAUUUCCCCGGACAAAGUUUUCGCGGUGAACCGACCUGCUGGUCUUGUGCUGACCAGCUGAGGACGGGACGGCUACCAGGUUUCUGCCGGCACGGACCCUCUCCCCCCAUUUGCCCUGUGCCCUGCUUGUCUCACACUCUUCUGCAGAGGCCAAGCUCCAGGGCAAGAUGGCAGCCAAGCAACCGCCCCCUCUGAUGAAGAAACACAGCCAGACGGACCUCGUGAGCCGCCUCAAGACCCGAAAGAUCCUGGGUGUGGGCGGGGAGGAUGACGAUGGGGAGGUGCACCGCUCCAAGAUCAGCCAGGUGCUGGGCAAUGAGAUCAAGUUCGCUUUGAGGGAGCCGCUGGGGCUCAGGGUCUGGCAGUUCGUGUCUGCUGUGCUCUUCUCUGGCAUUGCCAUCGUGGCCCUGGCCUUCCCUGACCAGCUCUAUGAUGCUGUCUUUGACGGUGCCCAGGUGACCAGCAAGACCCCCAUCCGCCUCUACGGCGGGGCCCUCCUCAGCAUCUCGCUGAUCAUGUGGAACGCUCUCUACACGGCGGAGAAGGUCAUCAUCCGGUGGACUCUGCUCACAGAGGCCUGCUACUUUGGGGUCCAGUUCUUGGUGGUGAUGGCCACGCUGGCCGAGUCGGGCCUGGUGUCCCUGGGCUCCCUGCUGCUCCUGGCCAGCCGCCUGCUGUUCGUUGCCAUCAGCGUCUAUUACUACUACCAGGUUGGCCGGAGACCCAAGAAAAUCUAGCGUCUCCUGGAGUGCACCGGGGCGCCCCCUCAGUGUCCCUUUGGCUCCUGGAAGGUGGGAGAUGCCCUGGCUCAGGCAGCAGGGGAGGUCUGCCCCUCCCCAAGGGCACUCCUGAUCCUGUGUCCUCCUGGACUUUCUGGUCUCAGAUGGAAGUGGGGGUGGAGGGCAGUGGGUCUCUGUACCCCUGUUCUUCACCCCACCCCGUGAUGCCUCCUUAUCCUGGAUCUUCUGGCUCCUGGACCCUCCCAUUCCCAACAGAAGGGUGGGAGUCUGGCAGUUGGCUGCAGUGCUGCCUCUGCCAGGAGGUCCUCUUUGCUUUCAAAAAAGAGAUGGACGUUCUCCCUUACUCCUCAGUCUCCACCUCUGACCAGUCUGGUUGCCCUCACUUCUGAAUCCAGCCUAUCUCUGCCAAACCCUGAAACUGCUCCUCUGUGCCCCCCCACCUGUCCCCAUAUACCCCACCCUGGUCUUGCCUGAAGCCCACCUGAGCUGCCUGGCGGGUUACCAGUGUUACCGCACUUCCUCUGUAGUCUUUUUCUGUGCCCUGUGUCACAUGGUCUGUCCUGUCCCCAUCCCCAGGACACUCCUACCCCCAAGGCUUUGCUCCAGGCUGCUUCACCUGCACCCCACCUCCUGGAGGCCCGGGGGACUGAAGCCACUGGUCCUGGACAGACAGAUACACAGAUAAGCCCAGGCAGGGCUGCGGUGUUGGAAUCUGAGAUGAGGAAGAGAGCAAGGCGUGGAGUGCCCUUGUGCCCAGGCAUCGUGCCCAGGCCUCAUGCCCUGGCCAGCCCCUUUACCCCUCCCCAGAGGCUGCCCACUGGGCCUCCUUCCUGGGUUGCCCUGAGGCCUGGCUCAGCGCCCUUCAGACCCAGUAAGGGAGACAAACAGAAUUUCAGCUUUCACUCUGGGAGCUACAACCCCCAGUUCUGGGGACAGUUGGAGAGGAAUGGCCCAGGCACCAGAUGCAGAAAAGAGAGUCAAAAGUCUCUGGGGGUGGGUGCCCAGCUGUUCCCACAGUCAUGCACCCCUGGGACCUGGUUUGUUCCCAGCAGAGCUGCUCAAGGCUCACCAGGUAGGGUGGCAUGGCCUUGCUCAGCUGGGUGGCACUCUGGAACACCUGGGCAUGUCCAGCUGAUGAACUUCUGUGCUGCUUGGUUAAGCAUCCUGUGCAGGCUGGAGAGAGGGGCCCCUCAGACAGAUGGGUGACCCAUGGGCAGUGGGGGGGGGGCAGGCAGGAAGUCCUGGCAAGGAGCAGUUGGGGGUGGGGGACAGGCAGGGACAAGGGGGAGGGACACGGACUCAGUUAUACUAUGGUAAACUGUGUGGGCCAGUUCUCCAUCUAAAAGGGAGGGGGCCAAAAUGCCCAGAUUCCUCCCCCUCACUGGAACCCAGCACCCCAUGGCCAAACUCCCAUUACCCCCCUCCCCAAAUCAAAACCAUCUUUCUUCACAGUCACUAUUUAUUCUUCAUUCCUUUUUCUUUUUGUAAGAAAUAGUCACAAAAACCAUGAGUGCGGGCAGCCUGUUUUCUAUCACAAAAACUCCUCUCGAUACAUAAUAUAAAAAGGGUGUGUGAGGGGGAAGCUCACAGGAGAAUAAACAUGAUAAAUUAGCUCUGC
Erinaceus europaeus (western European hedgehog) is the source of this 2462-nucleotide messenger RNA. RefSeq names its product tumor protein p53 inducible protein 11 (gene TP53I11). The coding region runs from base 272 to 841 and encodes 189 amino acids. The transcript has 8 exons. Lineage: Eukaryota; Metazoa; Chordata; Mammalia; Eulipotyphla; Erinaceidae. The record is from RefSeq and is a predicted model, not a curated record.